AAUAGAUAUAACACUUCACAAACACGAAGCACACAACCAUUACUUUGAGAUUCAAACUUCAACUCUCUUAUCCCGCAUUCAUUCAUUCCCACCAAAAAAAUGGAAAACAACGAAAAACUGGAGAGGUUUUCGAGCUGCAGAGGCGUAGCUUUCGAAAUCAAACCCCAUUCCGACCUCUUCGCCAUUCCUGCUCCGGUGAUUAACCCUCCUCGCAACGGCAGCAGCCGCAGAUCCUGGGUUCAAUGGGGCAGCUUCACGCGAGUUGUUCCAUCCUCCGACCUCUUGGAGAGGUCUAUGAGCCGCACCAGCAGCCAUUUCUGCGAUCUCGACGACGAUGAUGCCGACGUCGAAACCCUUGCCGACAUCGAAGAAGGCCAUGAAGAGGGUAAACUGGACCAAUCUCCUCCCCCGCUUCCUCUUCCGCCGCCUCCCUCCGCCGCCAAGAAGAAAUCUGCGUCUUCGCGGCUUUCCGUGAUCCUUCUCGAUCAAGGCUUGUUCACCGUCUACAAGCGCCUUUUUGCAGUUUGCUUGGCGUUGAAUAUCACGGGCUUGGUUCUCGCCGCCACCGGUGAUUUCCCCUACGCCAGAAACCGCGCCGCCUUAUUCUCCAUCGCCAACAUUUUCGCGCUGGUUUUGUGCCGGAGCGAGGCGGUUUUGAGGGUUGUUUUCUGGGUGGCGGUGAAUGUUUUGGGUUACUCAUGGGUUCCUCUGCGCCUCAAAACUAUGACUACUGCUUUGCUUCAGUCUUUGGGUGGAAUACACAGUGGGUGUGGGAUUUCCUCCGUUGCAUGGCUGAUUUACGCUUUAGUCCUCACCCUCAAAGACAGGGACAACACUUCGCCCGAAAUCAUCGGCGUCGCCGCCGCCAUUCUCAGCCUUCUCUGCCUCUCUUCCUUGGCGGCCUUCCCUCUGGUCCGACACCUCCACCACAACGUCUUCGAGCGGACCCACCGCUUCGCCGGUUGGAGCGCUCUAGGCCUUCUAUGGGCUUUCAUUACUCUCACCAUUUCAUAUGAUCCCUUAACCAAAACCUACAGCAACGAUUUAGGUUCGAGACUGGUAAAAAGGCAAGAAUUCUGGUUCACUAUCGGAAUCACUGUUCUAAUCAUCAUUCCCUGGUUAACCGUGAGGCGGGUCCCGGUCUGCGUCUCGUCUCCGUCCGGCCACGCCGCCAUCAUCAAGUUCGAAGGCGGCGUGAAAGCCGGAAUCCUCGGCAGAAUCAGCCCGUCGCCCUUCUCCGAAUGGCACGCUUUCGGAAUCAUUUCAGACAACAAGAAAGAACACAUGAUGCUCGCCGGAGCAGUCGGCGACUUCACGAGAUCUCUGGUGGCGAGUCCGCCGCGGCACCUGUGGGUCCGGCAAGUGCACUUUGCGGGUCUCCCGUAUCUGACCAACAUGUACAGUCGGGUCCUUUUGGUGGCGACCGGAUCCGGAAUCUGCGUAUUCCUCUCGUUUCUGCUGCAGCCGUGCAAGGCCGACGUGUGCUUGCUGUGGGUGACCAAAGGCGUGGAGCAGAACUUUGGGAAAGAGAUUAAGGAGUGGAUGAGCGGACACCCCAAGGAGAAGGUGAUUGUUCACGACACCGCCGUGCUGGGCCGUCCCAACGUGUCGCAGAUGAGCGUCGACGCCGCCAAGAAGUUUGGGGCGGAGGUGGUGAUUGUCACCAGUAAUCCUGAGGGGAGUAGAGACGUGGUUGAUGCAUGCAAGGCUAAUGGGAUUGCUGCAUUUGGCCCUAUUUGGGAUUCUUGAUUCAUUCUACCAUAAUCUUGAGGACGUUCGUAUGAUGUAGACACACAUAAAUUCUAAUAAAUAUAUACAGACUUUAAUAGGAGCGAGUGUCCUAUUAGAGUUUGUGUGUAUGUGUCCAUACCGUGUGGACGUUUGCACGAGAAUUUUUGUGUUUUAAUUAAGUAUAUAUCUUCCUUUAUUUGUAUGAAUGUAUAUGAGGAUGACAUAAUUAUGUUUCAUGUGCAUUAUGUUUGUUUCCAAAGUACGGAUGCGUCGGUUAGAUCCUAAUUUAAUUGGGAUUUGUACUAAUAGUUGACUUUGUUAAUCAUGAUUAAGGUACUACUCUCAUUCCCUAUUC
This is a messenger RNA of Salvia miltiorrhiza (redroot sage), 2086 nucleotides long. RefSeq names its product adenylate-forming reductase 03009-like. The record is from RefSeq and is a predicted model, not a curated record. NCBI's taxonomy places the organism in Eukaryota, Viridiplantae, Streptophyta, Magnoliopsida, Lamiales, Lamiaceae. The transcript has a single exon. The coding region runs from base 100 to 1749 and encodes 549 amino acids.